Arabidopsis arenosa is the source of this 567-nucleotide messenger RNA. The record is from the annotation of a GenBank genome assembly. Lineage: Eukaryota; Viridiplantae; Streptophyta; Magnoliopsida; Brassicales; Brassicaceae.
GGAUCAAGACUAUUUGGGGUACUCCAUCUCUUUCUCAAAAUUCGUUUCUAUCUGCAAAACAUGAUUUUUCUCAUGAUUUUAAAUCAGCUCCAAUCUCUCGCCGUCUUCCUUAUUUACGCUCAGAUUGGGUGCGCAUUAAUCGGAUCAUUAGGAGCAUUAUACAAUGGAGUUUUGUUGAUAAAUUUGGCGAUUGCGUUGUUCGCGCUUGUUGCAAUCGAGAGCAAUAGCCAAAGUCUCGGCCGCACCUACGCGGUUCUUCUCUUCUGCGCUCUGCUUCUUGAUAUCUCAUGGCUCAUACUUUUCACCCAAGAGAUUUGGAGCAUUUCAGCUGAGACGUAUGGAACGUUUUUCAUAUUUUCAGUGAAACUGACAAUGGCGAUGGAAAUGAUUGGGUUCUUUGUGAGGCUAUCAUCCUCGCUCUUUGUGAGGAUUGACUCAUAAACAUUUCUUAGCUGAGAAGCUUUUUUAAGGUAAAUCAAAAAGUGACUACGAUUAGUCGAACAUUUUGUUUGUUCUAUAUUCUUUCUGUUGUUGUUCCAUUGUUUUAAGUAAACAGUUCCAUGUUUG